Oppiella nova is the source of this 513-nucleotide messenger RNA. The record is from the annotation of a GenBank genome assembly. NCBI's taxonomy places the organism in Eukaryota, Metazoa, Arthropoda, Arachnida, Sarcoptiformes, Oppiidae.
GUCGGAAGCAAAUCCAGUGAAACAGAUGGAAGAGCUAAGGAAUACAGUGGAGGAGUUGUCCUCAUCCAACCUCUACUGCCAAUACUGUGACUUUUAUCUCAGUUCAUUCAAUGACAUCAAUUCACACAUCGGAACAGUUCUUCAUCAGCAGAAUAUGGCAAAGAAAUCGAUGGAAAACAGUGCGCAAAGUGUACCUAAGUGUGAGCCCAUGAACCGUACUGUUGUGGAACGGGUGCCCAUAGGAAUGGCAGCUUUGGUCAAAAUGAUUGACAAUCGCAAACAAAUUACACUCAAAUCGCUGACUGAUAUGGAGAGUUACCAAAUCUGUUCGGACAGUGAGGCCUCUCUGGCCAAAGAAUUGGCCAAAUUAUUGACCAAUGAAUUGCUUAACUAUAAGAUGAGUCUAAUGCCUGAUAACGUCAAAGAGGCUUUGAAACAUCAGGGAAUUGGUCUCUUGAAAUCUGCAACCAAUAUGUGAUUACCACUCAAAUCAUUAUUUCAUAUAUUAUACGA